This is a messenger RNA of Pseudophryne corroboree (corroboree frog), 1907 nucleotides long. Its product is annotated as gastrula zinc finger protein XlCGF67.1-like. Gene Ontology annotation, biological process: embryo development; urogenital system development; regulation of transcription by RNA polymerase II. NCBI's taxonomy places the organism in Eukaryota, Metazoa, Chordata, Amphibia, Anura, Myobatrachidae. The transcript is spliced from 2 exons. Gene Ontology annotation, cellular component: nucleus. Gene Ontology annotation, molecular function: RNA polymerase II transcription regulatory region sequence-specific DNA binding; DNA-binding transcription factor activity, RNA polymerase II-specific. The record is from RefSeq and is a predicted model, not a curated record. Bases 1 to 453 code for a protein of 150 amino acids.
AUGUUCACCUUAGUAAAUUUACCCGUGUGUGGGAAAUGUUGUGUAAGUAAAUCACAUCUUGUUAUACAUCACAGAAGUCACACAGGUGAGAAGCCAUUUCCAUGUUCUGAGUGUGGGAAAUGUUUUGUAAGUAAAUCACAACUUGUUACACAUCUGCGCAGUCACACAGGUGAGAAGCCAUUUUCUUGCUCUGAGUGUAGGAAAUGUUUUACAUACAAAUCACAUCUUGUUACACAUCAGAGAAGUCACACAGGUGAGAAGGCAUUUCCAUGUUCUGAGUGUGGGAAAUGUUUUACACACAAAUCAGUUCUUGUUAGACAUCAGAGAAGUCACACAGGUGAGAAGCCAUUUCCAUGUUCUGAGUGUGGGAAAUGUUUUACACACAAAUCAGUUCUUGUUAGACAUCAGAGAAGUCACACAGGUGAGAAGCCAUUUCCAUGCUCUGAGAAAUAAAUCAUCAGAAUCAGCUUUAUUGGCCAGGUAUACUCGCGUACACUAGGAAUUGUGUGUGGUACAAUGCAUCGCCAAGCAGCAACAUGAAAGGGGAAUACAUGGCAUAAGAAGGGGGAAAACAUAGCAUACAUUACACAUAUGCGUUCAUACUGCACAUUGCCACUGUACAAUAGACUCAACAUAUUAUACAUGUAAGACUAAAGACGAAGGCUGCAUGGCAGAGCAGCACCGAGGCAGCCAUCCGCAGCGCCAACUAGAACUCAAACAAUGCACAUAAUACAGAAGAUUUAAGUAUUACACAUCAAACGAUAAACUACACAGACAAAAAUAAAAGAUACAGAAAGAAUAAUGCAGGAUUGGUGUAGGCAUUUUGGGUAAUAACUUCCAUGGGUUGUGUAUUCCACCCUCACAGGGUACCAGGUGCGGCAGCCAUCUUUGGCGUACUGUGUAGGAUUACCCUGGGUGAAGUCCAUCCUCGAGGGGUAGGCCUGUAAGGUACUACUGAUGUUCUCUGCCAGAGGGUUAGUGGGCAUAGUCCUGGUGAUUUAAUUUCCGAGGUUUAAUGAGUCCACAUAAUGGUCUGGAUUUCUUUCUUGAUGUUGUUCAAUGUUUGUUCAACUGUUUUUUUUAACUGUUAAUUUUCAAACGCUUUGAGUAUUGGAACGCACAGCUGUGCAUGGCUGAAGCUAUAGAUAUAUACACACAAUAGACAUCACUCAGAUUGCACACAAUAGACAUCAUUCAGGUGAGGAACCAUUUUAAUCUUCUGGAGUAUACUCAUCAAUGCCAUGCAUUGUUCUUCAAGGUUCUUAUCCUAUCUCAAUGCUUUUUGCAAUACACAUGUUACCACUGGGUGAAAUAAUCAGAUGUCAUACCCUCAUCUACCACUGCUAUACAGAUGACCUGUCUUUGCUCUAGGUACUGAGAACCCAGUACCAAUCCUAAAUGGUUGUCUAGCUGAGCUCCAGGUGUGGGUGAUGCCAGUUUGCUGUGAUUCAGUCCUGGUGAAACAGGUCUUCAAGCUCACCAACAAAGAGCAGGGCUACAGCUUAGCUUUACCUACCAACCAGACUUACGCUUGGGGGUUCAGAGUUACAAAAUGCUGAUCAUGUGCGGAAUCUUGGUGUCCUGGAUGGUGGAGUGACACUUAGACAUCAGGUAUCUGCCACAAUCAGAUCCUCAUCUGAGGAACAUAGCCAGACUCCAGCACUUUAUUCCCUCAGAAGAUCUACCUACAGUCAUACAUGUACUUGUAUCAUCACACAUAGACUACUGCAAUGUCCUCUACCUGGGUCUCCCAGCAAUAGAAUUGCACCGGUUGUAGCUUGUACAGAAUGCAGCAGCCAGGCUGUUACCUAACCAGCCCGUUCCUGCCACAUAACACCCAUUCUCUGCUCCCUUCACCGGCUGCCUGUAAUAUGGUGACUCUAUUACAUAAUCUUACUGGCUAUCCC